Molecule: messenger RNA, 2411 nt
Organism: Caenorhabditis elegans
Lineage: Eukaryota; Metazoa; Nematoda; Chromadorea; Rhabditida; Rhabditidae
Gene: xpd-1
Product: General transcription and DNA repair factor IIH helicase subunit XPD
Exons: 12
Coding region: 8-2275 (755 amino acids)
Biological process (GO): nucleotide-excision repair
Cellular component (GO): nucleus
Molecular function (GO): ATP binding; DNA helicase activity; DNA binding
Source: RefSeq, marked reviewed
AAACACAAUGCAACUGGACAUUGACGGGUUAAAAGUCCUAUUUCCGUACGAUUAUGUGUAUCCCGAACAGGUUUUGUACAUGAAGGAGGUCAAAAAGGCGUUGGAUGCGAGGGGUCAUGGACUACUGGAAAUGCCGUCAGGAACCGGAAAAACCGUCUCACUACUGUCAUUGGUGUUGGCUUAUAUGAUAUCGUAUCCGGAUAAGCUUGAUAAGCUUGUCUAUUGUUCCAGAACUAUUCCAGAAAUCGAAAAAUGCGUCGAAGAGAUGAAAGUACUGUACGACUACUGGGAAAAAGAGACAGGACAGCCCGUUGCCAAGAUUACUGUAGCAAUGAGUGCACGCAAGAAUCUGUGUGUAAAUGAGCCGGUCGCUGCUCUAAGAUUCGGAAAUACAGUGGAUUCGGCUUGUCAGAAGCUCACCGCCAGCUCGGCUCGACAGAAAAGAGCCGAAGAUCCGACGUUGGAGGCGUGCGAUUAUUUUGAAAAUUUCGAGGCGAAAAGUGUUCCAAUGCAGAAUGGAGUGUGGAAUUUGGAAGACCUCCGUUCACUGGGCCGUGAAAAGAAGAUUUGUCCAUAUUUCACAGCUCGUCAGGCCAUCAACCGAGCCCAUAUCGUUGUCUAUUCCUAUCAUUAUAUUCUUGAUCCAAAAAUUGCUGAGCUUGUUUCAAAGGAUUUCAGUCGAAAAUCCGUUGUCGUUUUUGAUGAAGCACAUAAUAUCGAUAAUGUGUGUAUUGAGUCAAUGUCGGUCGCUAUUUCACAGAAAAAUGCCGAUCGAGCACUUCAGGAGCUACAAAGCCUGGAAGGUGUGGUAAAUCGAAUGAAAAGCUCAAAUUCGGAAAAACUUCAAUCGGAAUACGACAAGCUGGUUGAAGGACUGAAGAGAACUGAACGAGAACGGGCAAAUGAUGAGAGGCUAGCGAAUCCUGUGCUACCGGAUCAGAUUCUCCACGAAGCCGUACCGGGAAACAUUCGACAAGCCAAUCACUUCCUCCUGUUCCUCAAACGAUUCGUAGAAUACAUCCGUCACCGCCUACGCACCCAUCAGGUGUUAAUUGAAAGUCCUGCCGCUUUUAUGAAGGAUAUUCUCGAUCGAAUGUGUAUUGAGAGAAAACCAAUGAGAUUCUGUGCUGAAAGAUUGUCGAAUUUGGUAAAAACUCUGGAAAUUACUGAUAACGGAGAUGUUUGGGCGCUUUCGCAGGUUACAACACUUUGCACACUGGUUUCGACGUAUUCGAAAGGAUUUUCAGUAAUUGUUGAACCACAGGAUGGUAGUCAACUGGCAGUUAUUACGCUAUCAUGUCAUGAUGCUUCUAUCGCGAUUCGCCCUGUUAUGAGCCGAUUUCAAUCUGUUAUUAUCACUUCUGGAACCCUCUCGCCACUGGAAAUGUAUCCAAAAGUUUUGGAUUUCGACCCGUCCGUCAUCGCAUCAUUCACAAUGACACUGGCCCGCCCGUGCUUGAGUCCCCUCGUAGUUGCACGUGGAAAUGACCAAGUGGCGAUGACGUCACGAUUCGAGCAACGAGCCGACGUGGCGGUUAUUCGAAAUUACGGGAAUUUAGUGUUGGAAAUGGCGUCGUUGGUGCCUGAUGGAAUGGUUGUAUUCUUUACGAGCUAUUUGUAUAUGGAGAAUGUUAUUGGAGUUUGGUACGAACAGCACAUAAUCGAUGAGCUAAUGAAGUAUAAGCUACUUUUCAUUGAAACCAACGAUGCACUGGAAACCUCGGCGGCACUUGAAAAAUACGUGGAAGCUUGUGACAGUGGACGUGGAGCUGUGCUCUUUUCAGUUGCACGGGGAAAAGUUUCAGAGGGAAUUGAUUUUAGCCAUCAUUUGGGUCGAUGUGUUAUAAUGCUUGGAAUUCCGUAUAUGUACACCGAGAGCCGAGUACUCAGAGCCCGGUUGGAGUAUUUGAGAGAUCAAUUUGGAAUUAAAGAAAAUGAUUUUCUGACAUUUGACGCAAUGCGACACACUGCUCAAUGUAUGGGACGAGCUCUCCGUUCGAAAACUGAUUACGGAUUGAUGGUAUUUGCUGAUAAGAGAUUCUCCCGAAACGACAAACGUGGAAAAUUGCCCCGCUGGAUGCAGGAAUACCUGGAGCCAGCUUGUACCAAUCUGAGCAUUGACGAAGCGGCACAAGUUGCCAGGCGUUGGCUCACACUAAUGGCUCAGCCAUUCGAAAAGGAGCAUCAGCUGGGUGUUUCGUUGUUGGAUAAGGAAAUGGUUCACGAUUCGCAGAUUAUGAAGAGAUUUGAACGUGUUGUUGAAUAUGUUGAUUAGAUUUUUUUUUUGAUUUUUGAGCUAUUUUUCAUGGAAAAUUUGUAAAAAUUUGAGAAAAAACCGUGAAAAAUGAGUGAAAAACAAAAAAAAUCGCUAAAAAUUGAUAUUUAAGCCAAUUUUCAGUGAAAUUUCUCAA